AUGACAGACAAGCUUGCGUUGCUUGCAUUCAAGGCCGCGGUAACUGAGGACCCUUUCGGUGUGCUGAAUUCAUGGAACCAUACGACCGAUCACUGUCAGUGGCACGGUGUCAUGUGCGGUCGCCUACACCACAGAGUCACAGGACUCAACCUAAAAGCCCUCAAGCUUUCGGGAUCCAUCUCCCCUCACAUUGGAAACUUGAGCUUCUUGAGAGUCCUGAUAAUCCACAACAAUAGUUUCCAUCACGAAAUCCCGCAACAAGUCGCCCAUUUGCACCGUUUACGUGACUUGGGAUUAUCCUCCAACACAUUGGAAGGCCAAAUCCCGAGAAACUUGUCACGUUGCGCUCGCCUUAGAUGGCUCAUCCUAGAAGGCAACCGGCUGGUCGGAGAAAUUCCCGUUGAGCUCGGUUCUUUGCUGGAGCUUCAGUCUCUCGCUUUAUCUGACAACUAUAUAACGGGUACUGUUCCUUCAUCCAUCGGAAACAUGUCAUCAUUAGAGAUUCUCAGUCUGGGUAAUAAUGAGUUAGGUGGGAAGAUACCCCAAGCUCUAGGAAAAUUAACCAAACUCAAAGUGCUUCUAUUAUCACUAAAUAGGUUGUCUGGCACAAUUCCUCCAUCUGUCUUCAAUCUUUCUUCCAUGGAGCUGCUCGACAUCGGUGUCAACCAAAUAGGAGGGAAUAUUCCCGCCAAUAUAGGCUUCACUCUUCCGAACAUCAAGGAUUUCACCAUCACCGGUAACCGAUUCACUGGAGCGAUUCCUCGAUCAAUGUCUAAUGCAACCGCUUUGUUGUGGCUACAAGUCAAUAACAACCAACUGUAA
Messenger RNA from Syzygium oleosum, 822 nucleotides. RefSeq names its product probable LRR receptor-like serine/threonine-protein kinase At3g47570. The record is from RefSeq and is a predicted model, not a curated record. Gene Ontology annotation, molecular function: protein binding. NCBI's taxonomy places the organism in Eukaryota, Viridiplantae, Streptophyta, Magnoliopsida, Myrtales, Myrtaceae. The transcript has a single exon. The coding region runs from base 1 to 822 and encodes 273 amino acids.